UGAUUAAAUUGUCAAGUUGUCAACCACUUGUCAACUCAGAAUUAAACUCGCACUUCUACUUACUUCGUUCAUAAAAAUUAAAAACAUCGAAUGUUUACAGACUUACUCGAAAUAAAUGUAACUAGGUAUUAAAUACAAAAUACAAUAAUGAAAGACUUAAAAAAUACCGAAGCCGAACGAUUGAAUCCAUGCCUAAAGGAACAGCAGCAAUCAUAUGAAUGUUUAAAUAAAAAUGGUUAUGUUCAAGAAAAAUGCGAAACCUAUUUUGAUAAUUACAAUACAUGUAAAAAGUUUUGGGGUAAAGUGUUCAAAGAUAGGCGAGCUCGUGGUUUGACUCCCUACUUGCCUGAUGUUGCUGAUAGAGAAACUGUUAAAGCAGAGUAUUUAGGAAAAAUGAAAGAUAGAGCAUUUUAAAGAGUAAAUAAUUGAUAAUGUAGAUAUACAAUGAAUAUCUACUAUAUAAAAAAAUAAAACCUUAGCAAUGUUGAACUUAUACACUCAAAGUUCAACAAACUAAAACAUAUAAAAUAGGUUUUUUAAAAUUUUGACACCACUUCUACAUACUUGAUGUGUAUAAAAAAUAGGUAGAAAAAUAUUUUUAAUAAUUAAAAAUCUAGAAUAAUAUUUAUUUAUCUAAUUAUCCUUUCUCAGAAAAAAAUAGACUAUUAAAAUAAUGGAUAUUAUUUUAUUUUUGUAUAAAGUUAUAACAUUUUAUUUAUGUACUAGCAACCCGCCUCUUAUUAUAGUUAUUUAUAUUAUAUGAAACUUGGUCUGAAAUGAAUAAAAUAGUUAACAAUACUCAGUAGAAGCACAUUAAAAUUUUGUUGCAUUUUU
Molecule: messenger RNA, 834 nt
Organism: Melitaea cinxia (Glanville fritillary)
Lineage: Eukaryota; Metazoa; Arthropoda; Insecta; Lepidoptera; Nymphalidae
Product: coiled-coil-helix-coiled-coil-helix domain-containing protein 7
Exons: 3
Coding region: 148-414 (88 amino acids)
Source: RefSeq, a predicted model, not a curated record